Molecule: messenger RNA, 926 nt
Organism: Anarrhichthys ocellatus (wolf-eel)
Lineage: Eukaryota; Metazoa; Chordata; Actinopteri; Perciformes; Anarhichadidae
Gene: brk1
Product: BRICK1 subunit of SCAR/WAVE actin nucleating complex
Exons: 3
Coding region: 221-448 (75 amino acids)
Biological process (GO): actin filament organization; cell motility; regulation of actin polymerization or depolymerization
Cellular component (GO): SCAR complex
Molecular function (GO): protein-containing complex binding
Source: RefSeq, a predicted model, not a curated record
CUACGUAACACUGGCGUACUAUCGUUAUGUAUGCCACGUUACCUUAUAGUGCAUACAUGUAUGUAAAUACAAAAAAUAUAUAUUUUAAAUAAGUCUGUGGUUAUAACUAAUAGACUUAAAUCACCAACAGCAGCACUCUGUUCGUCUGUGCUGUGCUUCCUGGUUGAACGCAGGGGGCUCUCCUUGACUGAACGCUACGCUGUACUACUACUCGUCCAACAUGGCUGGCCAGGAAGAUCCAGUGCAAAGAGAGAUUCACCAAGAUUGGGCGAAUCGAGAAUAUAUCGAAGUUAUUACGAGCAGCAUCAAAAAAAUCGCCGACUUUCUUAACUCAUUUGAUAUGUCGUGUCGAUCACGCUUGGCCACCCUCAAUGAGAAGCUGACGGCUUUGGAGAGGAGGAUUGAAUAUAUUGAGGCGAGAGUGACGAAAGGAGAGACCUUGACCUAGAAAUCAUCAUGGGAACUCACAGUAUCCCAGAGCUACCUGUUCAUCCCCCUCCCUGAUUUUUGGAAUAAGUGUGAUGGAUUCCACCCUCCUUUUUACGGGACCAUGUGGACCAUUUUUAUAUUUUAUGCAGUUUUGUGUUGUUUUGCCUCAUGACACUUUUGUAUAGAAGAUAUGGUUCUGUCUUGGGUGUCAAUGACUCAAGAAUCAUCAAUGUAAAAAAAAAAAAAAAAACGCUUCAAAUGUAAUGGUUUGAAACAAAAUUGUGGAGCUCAAUUAUGGAUCGGUAUCAGUGCAACUUUUGACAUUCUGUGUUGUAUGCAUCGUCAUUACCACUUUAGAGAUUUAUGAAAGGGGAACAUCCUUGUGUGCCAACUUGAACAAAAAAUUGUGUAGUCAUCUUUAUUGAGGACCUGCUUGUACAGUGAACUGUUUGGUGAUGUUUCAGGAUUUAAAUACUGUAAUAAAUACUGAACAAUUA